Molecule: messenger RNA, 887 nt
Organism: [Candida] anglica
Lineage: Eukaryota; Fungi; Ascomycota; Pichiomycetes; Serinales; Debaryomycetaceae
Source: the annotation of a GenBank genome assembly
CUCAUCUCAUUCACCCCCAUCACUUUCAAACACCACAUUCCAAUAUGGCUCGUACGAACAGAGAAAUCUUGACCGGUGGUAAGAAGUAUGCCACCAAACAGGCCAAGAAACAUCGUGUUGAUGAAGUUGUGUUCGACAAAGAUGCCCGUGUGGAGUACUUGACUGGGUUCCACAAAAGAAAAAUCGAAAGACAAAAGAAGGCCCAGGUUUAUCUCAAGGAACAGGACCGGUUGGCUCGUAUUGAAGAGCGUAAGAAGUUGAAGGAGGAACGUAAGAACGAUCUUGAGAAGCAAUUGAAGCGUUUCAACGAAACCGUCAAGGAAAUCACCGCCUUUGACAAGAGCGACGAUGAAGAAGACGCUGAAGACUGGAAGGGAGUCAGUGGGGAUGAAAGUGGUAGCGACGACGAAAAUGUGGACGGGAAGAAGAUCAAUAGAAAGGGAAUCCUUCAACACCAAGAAGUGUACAAGUUGGAAGAUUCGCUGGUUUUGGCCGACAGUCCGGUGAUAAUAGAUGACGAAACCACCGUGACGGUGGAGUCAAUGGACAACCCUGCUGUGUUGAGUGCACAGGACAACCUCGUGGCAUUGGCCAAGGCCAACAAUGUGGACUUGGACAAGUCCGAAAAGAUCUUGGACGACCUGAUCAAACGGGCCAAGAACUACGCAGUUGUCUGUGGCGUGACAAAGCCAAAGGACCAAACCAAGCAAAAGAAGAAGAAGUUCAGAUACUUGACCAAGGCCGAAAGAAGACUGAACACCAGAAAGGAGAAGGAAAAGAGUGGCUUCUCCAGAGCCAAGAAGGAAAAGGGCGGGUCCUCCACCAGAGGCGGGUCCGGUAAGGGCUCCAGCAGGGGUUCCAAAUAGAUAAUGUAGGGAAUAAACGGG